This is a messenger RNA of Hydra vulgaris (swiftwater hydra), 1381 nucleotides long. RefSeq lists its product as uncharacterized. NCBI's taxonomy places the organism in Eukaryota, Metazoa, Cnidaria, Hydrozoa, Anthoathecata, Hydridae. The record is from RefSeq and is a predicted model, not a curated record.
GCAUUUAAAUCGUCACACGCCAGUAAUCUUGCUAUCUAUAUAAAGACGCGUAAUUUGGUAAACCUAUGCACAUUUAUCAAACCAUUUGCAGAGAGAAAACGAACAUCGCGAUACAGAUAACAUAAAAUAAAAUGAAAGUGAUACUUGUUGUUGUUUUACUAUUCGUGGUUACACAUGGUUUAGAUGUGCUGAUUAGAGAUUAUGAAACAAGUUUAAAAACAGGUGAAUUAGUAGCCACUAUUCCUGUAUUAGCUAUGUCCUACAAGAUAUCGUUUGAUUUAAAACCGAAGUUAUACUCAUAUGGUUUUCAUAGUGUUCUUCAUUUCACAGUUGGUAAUGAUGUCAGUGAAUUCGGAGACAGAACCCCGGCACUUUGGUUUCGACCCUAUGAAUCUAACUAUAAGGGUUUUCACAUUAGUGCACCGAUAAAUGGAAAUAAGAAUAGAGGAAUCUUUAUUGAUACACUUCCCCUCAAUGUGUGGACAAACGUUUUUAUUAGUCAGCAACGUGUUGUUGACAAUUAUGUUUUCACUAUCAAAAUAAAUGGAACAAACGCCUUUUCUGAAAAUAAUACUAAACCCCAAAAAUUUGACAACGUCAAAGUUUUUGCUUCAGAUUCGUGGUAUCCAUCUCAAGAUGGAUCAAUAAAAAAUCUUAUUCUUGAAAACGGGGAGCCUGGUGAAACUUUAGCGAAAGCCGUACUAAAGUCAAAAUAUUUUGUGUAUAAUGAAGUUGAAGAGACUCUGAAGAAAAAUAACGUGGUUGCGAUAUUGUCAAAAUUAGAACAAUUAUUUGAUAUUUAUUUCGAUUUAAAACUCAACAGUUUUUCAGAUGGAUUUAGAAGUGUCAUUCAUUUUACUAUAGGAGAGGAUAAUUCGAUAUACGGUGAUCGAAUUCCUGGCAUUUGGGUUUAUCAGCAAGGGUUACACGUUAGUUUUGCAAUAAACAAUAAUAAAAAUAAUUGGUUUAACUCCAAGCCACUUCAAAAAGGCGAGUGGAUAAAGGUUCAUAUUCGUCAAUACCUUGAAUCGGGAAAAGCUACUUUUACUUUAAAUAUCAAUAACGAAAAUGUAUAUACUGUACAAAACGCAAACCCACAAGUAUUUACAAAUGUCACCGUUUACGCAGGAGAUCCGUGGAGUGAAGCCCAAGAUGGCUCCAUCAAAAUGUUUAAUGUCAUUAAUUAUUUUGAAGGAAAAAAGGAAUUGAAAAAGGACGCCAUACGAAAGAAGACAUUUCGAUUAAACUAUUAAUCUAUUUUAACGACUUGAUUUUUUUAUUCAAAUUUGUAUUUUUUAUUUAGUUUUGAUAGUUUUGUAGUAUGUAAUUUUUGAUGUUUAAAUUUGUAUUUUCUAUUUAAAACUACAUCUAUCGCAUCGCA